Messenger RNA from Lachancea fermentati, 951 nucleotides. NCBI's taxonomy places the organism in Eukaryota, Fungi, Ascomycota, Saccharomycetes, Saccharomycetales, Saccharomycetaceae. The record is from the annotation of a GenBank genome assembly.
AUGUCGGCUGGGAUAACUGAGGUGAUAUUGACCGCUAUAUUCUUCUUGGUGGCAACAUUUGCGAUUGGCGUCAUCCCAAUCUAUUUUUUCAAGAAGAAAUUGGACACAGAUGACAUGUACCUUACCGCUUUUUCGCUGUUUGGCGUCGGUAUGCUGCUAGGUACUUCCUUUAUGCUUGUUAUACCAGAAGGUGUGUAUUCGUGCUUAGAACAUGAUGGUAAUGUGGGAUUAAAUUUGCUGAUAGGUUUUUUAGCAGUUCAUCUGCUGGAUCAUUUCGUUAAAUGGGUGGGAAAAGCAUCGAAGGAAGCAAGCUGGGCAUCCUUCAUGCAGCAAGACCCCGAACUCAACUCCUUUAAAGACCUUCUAAACUUCAAGAAAACAAGUGUUCUUGUUAUAAAAAAUAAUGUUGUAUUUGCCCUCGUUGUACAUGGUUUAUCAGAUGGACUGGCGCUUGGUGCGUCAAUUACCAAUGACUCACUAAAAGUGAUAAUGUUGAUUGCAAUUAUCGUUCAAAAAAUUCCCGCUGUGCUAUCGCUAACUAGUUUAAUGGUAUCAAAACAAAAGCUUCCGCCUCUUGUAGCAGUGUCGAACCUAUUAGCUUUUGCAGCAUCGACGCCUGUCGGGUAUAUUGUAGUUUCUCUUUUGAACCUCGGUAACUGGAAGGCAAUGGAGUGGAUAAGUGGCAAUCUCUUACUGAUGAGUGGUGGAAGUCUUUUAUAUGCCUCUUUUACUGCAUUCCUGGGAAACGAUAAUCAUCACCUGGAAACCAGAAAUGAUGGGUUUGUCGUUGUCGAUGGAGCCCCUAGUACGGAACCUGUCAAAGAUGUCAGCGAUGUCGAAAUUAAUUCCCCAUCCACUUCCCCAACACAUGUACCAUAUGGUGAAACUAUUUAUGUGAUGGCAGGUGUAUUAAUUCCAACGGUAAUCUCCUUUUUCGUGAAUGAAGGUUAA